Molecule: messenger RNA, 928 nt
Organism: Lasiosphaeria miniovina
Lineage: Eukaryota; Fungi; Ascomycota; Sordariomycetes; Sordariales; Lasiosphaeriaceae
Exons: 1
Coding region: 392-877 (161 amino acids)
Source: RefSeq, a predicted model, not a curated record
GGCGGUGGCAACCGCUGGCGCAUGCCCUAUUCUGCUGCAGCGCAGCUCUGUUUGGGACCCAGGCCGUGGUCCAUCAGGCCCAUGGGGUCAAUGUUCCAAAGAAUGGACAGCCGACGGCCCACGGCGCAUUCCCACCUAAGGGUGUGUGCAUUGGAUCCAUCCAUGGAUUGGGGUACCUCACCUUGGGUAUUCCGUACAGCGUACUGUACGGUACCACGCCGCCCCUCCCUAGGAACGUCCCCUUGGCCCACGACUUGACUCACGAACCCACGGCCCACGGUCAUCAUCUCCUUGCCGCCUCCGGCAUCGUGUCGCUCUUUCCCUUCCCUCACCAUCCCUUCCUUGUACAUUACUGUCUACUAGUAAUAUUACGGUCUCUGCGCCCCUGGGCAUGCCACUACCUGUUUGUUUCCUCUCGCUCCUUCCGCCUUUUUCUGACCUUUUUGUCUGUUUCUCUGGUCGACCUAUACAUCGUGUCGAACCUUCCUCCAGGCUUUUUUUUCUCCCUCUCCCUCUCUCUCCUCUAUCUCUCUCUCGGGACCUGGUGUCUGUAGUUCCAGCUGUGCGUCACGUUGCAACUGAGCGCCCCCUUUGGAGCCCGUCGCCGUCGCUUUUUCGCCUCGUCUUGCCUCGCCGCCUCCCGAGCUCGACGACCAGCCAGCCAGCUAGCCGUACUGUACCAAAAACCUGCCGGUACCUUUCCACAUCCUGGGCCCUUCCGGUCUUCUCUGUCUCGCCAGCCCAACCUCAUGCCAUUGGGUCCCAGCUCGAGACGUCUUAUUUGUGCUUUCUGAGGGCAGACUGUUUUACUUUUCUCGCCCCAUCUCAGGCUCAGGCUGCUGCUUCUGCUGCUUGCUUGCUGCUUUCCUCAAGCUAAAGCCAACGGCAAAUCAACGCGGACGGACCGAACCGACUGUCUCUCCCUCAG